GGUUCCAUCAAGAUCAUGGAUCCAGUAGGACCAUAAACUGAACAAAAGUAUAACUUCUAACACUUUUCAUAAAGAAAAUUGCUUUAACGUUUUUUUUCCCCACCUGAUUUGCAGUAAACAUAUAAAUUCACAUUUUAUAUAAAUUCGAUGCUGAAGUGAAACGAAAUGCCUACGUUCAGAAACCCAUCACAGUGAAAUAGUUUUGGUUCAUUUAGGAAGGCUGAGGAUAUAAAGCAUUUUUCAGUGCUCCAUUGCAAAUCUAAAACUAUCCCACUUUUGCAUGUCUCUCUGUUCAUUUGAGCAUCAACAUGUGGCAGGAGCAGCAGCAUCUCCAGACGUCUGUCAUGUGAGGCAUGACUGCGCGUCACCGCUAUUUUGGACACUUUGGAUGGAGCGCAGGAGGAUGCGCACAAGGACGUGCCAGAUCCAUACUUGACACUAUAGAAGCAUAAACAUAUGUCUCAGAUCAAAUCCUAGCUGUUUAAGAAGGAUAUCACAGUACGUUUAUCAUGGCUGGUCCUCAGAGCGGCUCAAACGUAACGCGUAAUUUCACAAAUCAAUUCGUGCAGCCGCCGUGGCGCGUCGCGAUCUGGUCGGUCGCGUACAGCUCCGUGCUGGCGGUCGCUGUGUUCGGUAACCUCAUCGUUAUUUGGAUCAUUUUGGCUCAUAAACGGAUGCGCACCGUGACCAACUAUUUCUUGCUCAACUUGGCGUUCUCCGACGCCUCGAUGGCCGCCUUCAACACGCUCAUCAACUUCAUUUACGCCACGCACGGAGAGUGGUACUUUGGAGAGGUUUACUGCAAGUUCCACAACUUCUUUCCCGUGACCGCUGUGUUUGCCAGCAUUUACUCCAUGACAGCGAUUGCAGUCGACAGGUACAUGGCCAUAAUUCACCCUCUGAAGCCUCGUCUGUCAGCUACCGCUACUAAAGUGGUGAUUGUCUGUAUUUGGGCCCUGGCUGUGAUUUUGGCCUUCCCACUGUGUUUCUACUCGACCACGAGAACUAUGCCUCGCAGAACUGUCUGCUACGUUGCUUGGCCGAGACCUUCUGAGGAUUCGUUCAUGUAUCAUAUCAUAGUAACGGUGCUGGUGUACAUGCUGCCCCUAGUGGUUAUGGGUAUCACUUACACUAUAGUUGGGGUGACACUCUGGGGAGGAGAGAUUCCUGGAGAUUCGUCGGACAAUUAUGUUGGACAAUUACAUGCUAAAAGGAAGGUGGUGAAGAUGAUGAUCGUGGUGGUGGUGACCUUUGCCCUCUGCUGGUUGCCCUAUCACAUCUAUUUCAUUGUGACCGGCCUAAACAAGCGUCUGAACAAGUGGAAGUCCAUCCAGCAGGUGUAUCUGUCUGUGUUGUGGUUAGCCAUGAGCUCCACCAUGUACAACCCCAUCAUUUACUGCUGUCUGAAUGGCAGGUUUAGGGCCGGUUUCAAACGGGCCUUCAGGUGGUGUCCCUUCAUCCAUGUGUCCAGCUACGAUGAACUGGAGCUCCGUCCCACCCGUCUCCACCCACGCAACCAGAGCAGCAUGUGCACCCUGUCCCGCAUUGACACCAGCGUCCACGGCGACGACCCGCGCCGCACCAACCGCAAGAGCACCAAGUCCCUGUGUCAGGUGGAGGUCAAAGAUGAAAGCACAGCAGCUACUAAGCUCUGCCUUCACAGAGAGCCCACGUUUGCAACCGAGCAGCUCAGCUGAAGAGCCCCACCUGCAUCAGAUCGUGGUUCUGUCAUAAGUGCUCUGUUAUAGACAUACUUUAAAUAACACAAUAAGAAUACAUCCACAGAUGUUAUAUAAAGGAGAUACUGUACACUUUAGAGUGUGCAUUGAGACUAAAUGCACUCAAACCUGCAGCAUGAUGAGGUAAUACUGCCUCCAAGUGGAGAACUUUGAGUGUUUUCAGUGUAGUCAGGCAUACUACUGCCUAGUAUAUACUGCAUGCUGCAUAUAUAGUAUAUACUGCAUAUAUAGUAUAUACUGCAUACUGCCUUCUUUAAAUAGAACACAACAUAGUACACAUUAUGCAAUGUCAAACAUUUAAAACAUGAAAACAGUAUGCUACACUAAAGAUUCAUGACCUCAUCAUGUUGCAUGAUUAUAAAUAUGGCACAUUUGAUUCAGUUUUGUUUACAAAAAAAAUGGUUAAAGUCUGUCAGAUAAUGCUAAAAUGAUGCUUAAAUUAAUGCUUCUGAAUCAUUCAUUUUUGAAUAGAAUUGGACUGUCAAAUCAAAGUCAAGUGUUCUGCUCUAUGUGUUCUAUUCACAUAGAAAAUGUGCAUUCUGUGAGUUCUGAACAUAUCCAGCACUUCUCCUUCUAUAUGAAAGUGUAUUUCAGUUUGAUGUUUUGUAAGGUAGACCGACUUCAAAAGUUUAACUGAAUGUAAAUCUUACUGUAAUAAUACAUCUGAGCCAACAAACAUAUAGGCAGAUUUUAAACGUGUGCUGUGAGAUGAAUCAGUGUCAGAAAAUGAGUCUGAAUGAUUUUAAAUAAUGUGCUGUGUCUCUGAGUGACAGAAAUAAUGGGCUUUAUUUGAAUUUCCUAAAACCAUUCUCACAUACAUUGGUGCACAAAGCUCUGUCUGUUUCAUAAAAAAGGUCUAAUGAAUGUAUAUAAAAGACUACAAUAACUGAACUAUACAGUUUAUUUUUGUCUUAUUCGUGUUUGAUAUAUUACAGUAUGUGCUGUAUUUAUGAUGUACUGUAAAUGUUAACACCACUGAUAAUGUGCUUAUGGUUUGUUUUGAACAUAAUGUGCAAAGUUAACUUUUCAUGACCUGAAAUCACUAAAGUAGUCAUAAAAAGUGGAUGUGGUAAAAAUGCUUUUUACGUUUAAAUAAAUUGAUGUUUUUCUAGCUUUUACGCCUGCUUUGAUCUAAAAUAAAAAUGUAUGUGAUAAACUAAUCAUGUUGGUAUGGUCACAUUGUUUUGAUGUUAAAUGUGAACAAAAAAAAUUAUUAAA
Cyprinus carpio (common carp) is the source of this 2957-nucleotide messenger RNA. It is a transcript of the gene tacr3l, whose product is annotated as tachykinin receptor 3-like. Gene Ontology annotation, biological process: G protein-coupled receptor signaling pathway; positive regulation of flagellated sperm motility. Gene Ontology annotation, cellular component: sperm midpiece; plasma membrane. Gene Ontology annotation, molecular function: tachykinin receptor activity. Lineage: Eukaryota; Metazoa; Chordata; Actinopteri; Cypriniformes; Cyprinidae. The record is from RefSeq and is a predicted model, not a curated record.